Messenger RNA from Fusarium subglutinans, 1398 nucleotides. Its product is annotated as 6-hydroxy-D-nicotine oxidase. Gene Ontology annotation, molecular function: FAD binding; oxidoreductase activity. The coding region runs from base 1 to 1398 and encodes 465 amino acids. The record is from RefSeq and is a predicted model, not a curated record. The transcript is spliced from 3 exons. NCBI's taxonomy places the organism in Eukaryota, Fungi, Ascomycota, Sordariomycetes, Hypocreales, Nectriaceae.
AUGACUGUAACAUCUGUGUUUUCGAAGCUCAAGGCUCACCUUGCCGACACUCAAGUCAAGACUUACGCACCUGACGCAGAAGACUACAAGCAAAUCGAACAAUGCUUUGUUGAGAAACCGGUUCAGACUCUUGGUGUAGUCAGACCUCAAACCGGCGAUGAAGUUGCCCUGGUCGUGCAAUUCUGUCUCGAGCACAGCGUCGAGUUCAGCGUGCGAGGGGGAGGCCACGAUUGUGCCAGUCGAACAUUGGUCGAUAGAGCGCUUGUUAUUGAUAUGCGAGAUAUCAAGCACGUCGUCAUAGCUGAGGACAAGAAGAGUGCAAGGGUCGGUGGUGGCAUUCUCAGUAGUGAGUUGGCUAGGGCGUUGGUGGAAGAGGGUCUGAGUACGCCUACUGGUACUGUCGCGAGUGUAGGAUAUGCUGGAUGGGCCACGCUCGGCGGCUACGGACUGUUGACAUCGCAUUACGGCCUAGGCGUCGACCAGAUCAUCGGAGCAAAGAUAGUCAAUGCUCGUGGAAAAGUCGAGGAUGCCAAUGAAGAACUGCUAGUCGGCAUUCGAGGCGGCGGCGGGUCACUAGGUGUAAUCGUUGAACUGACCAUCAAGAUCUACCCUAUUAACAAGAUUCUAUCUUCCAUGAUCCUCUACGACUCAAGCGACUUAUCCGCGGCUCUCACUUCCUAUACCCAACACUACGAAAACCUUCUCGAAUCAGGGCAACUGCCCGUGUAUCUCCAGCUCCAGCCAAUGAUCGCACAAAUGCCAGGCCAGCCUGUUAGUCUCAUGAUAAUCGCGACUUGGCACGGCGAUGACAAAGACGAAGGCCGCUCGUGGAUCAAAAACAUAGCUGGAGCAGCGACUUGUGUGAUGGAGAAUACGCAGGAGAUCACAAUCGCGGAAAUGCUUGAGAAUAAUGAGAAGUUGGUAACCUGGCCUUCCUACGGUCGAGUCUAUACUCUAAAUUGCAAGACUCUGACUGAAAAGGCAAUUGAGAUCCUGGGGAAGCAUUGUGUCAAUGCACCGGGCGGAAGUCUGAUCUUCUCAUACCAUACUCUUCUCUCAGCACAAGAGCCUGAACGAAAGUCUGUCUUUGGUACAAGAGCUCGUCAUCAUAUGUUUGAGAUCUACGCCAUACUCGCAGAUAAGGCUACCGCGGAAGAACGAGUUCAGUGGGCUGCUAGGGUCAAGGCUGAACUUCAGGCAAAAGAUGCUGAUAAUAUCCUGGAGGGGUCGUAUAUAUCGCUUGGUUCUCAUGAGGAUGCUGAUGUUAAGAAGGUCUAUGGGAAGCAUUAUGAGACGCUGGCGGCUUUGAAGAGGAAGUAUGAUCCCAAGAAUGUGUUCAAGCAUAGCGUUCCAAAAUUGGUUUUUGUUGAAGAGGGGGAUGCAAUUGCUGAGGCUUAA